AUGUCGAUAUCGAAGAUAAAGAAUGCAGCUAAAUCAUUAAAAAAUUAUCAAGGUAUUCGUUUUGAGCAAUGCUUAGAUAAUGGUGAAGCAGCUGAACAAUUAAAUAAAUGGCUUCUUGAAGUAUCAUGGGAAGUUGCAAAUAAAGUUGGAGGAAUAUAUACUGUUAUACGAUCAAAAGUACCAGUAACAAAAAGUGAAUAUGGAAAUAAUUACAUAUGUUUGGGUCCAUAUAACGAAGCAUUUGUAAAAACUGAAGUUGAAGUUGGUGAAUCGAAAAUAGAAGCUAUUCGAGAAGCAGUGCAUGAAAUGAAUCGUUUUGGUGUUCAUGUUGUAACUGGAAAUUGGUUAAUUGAAGGUUUUCCUCAAGUUGUUCUUUUUGAUAUUGGCUCAGUAUCACAUAGAUUAGAUGGUUGGAAAGGUGAUUUUUUUCAAUAUUCACGAAUCGGUAUACCAUAUCAUGAUAAAGAAUCAAAUGAUGCAUUAUUAUUUGGUUUUUGUGUUUUUUGGUUCAUUGGGAAUUUUAUUGAACAAGUAAAACGACGACAAAAAAGUUAUGUUAUUGCUCAUUUUCAUGAAUGGUUAGCUGGUGUUGGCCUUAUCAUGACGCGUCUUCGCAAUUAUGAUUGCGCAUUAGUAUUUACCACACAUGCUACACUUUUAGGUAGAUAUUUAUGUGCUGGUUCAACAGAUUUCUAUAAUAAUUUAUCUAAGUUCAAUCUUGAUAAAGAAGCUGGUGAUCGUCAAAUAUAUCAUCGUUAUUGCAUUGAACGCGCAGCUGCAUCAUGCGCACAUGUAUUUACUACUGUUUCGAAAAUAACUGGAAUCGAAUCCGAAUAUCUCUUGAACAAACAACCAGAUUUGUUAACACCCAAUGGAUUGAAUGUUCAAAAAUUCGCUGCGUUACAUGAAUUUCAAAAUUUACACGCGCAAAACAAAGAGAAACUCAAUGCAUUUGUACGUGGACAUUUCUAUGGACAUUAUGAUUUUGAUUUGGACAAAACAUUAUAUUUCUUUACUGCUGGUCGAUAUGAAUUUACAAAUAAAGGUGCUGAUAUGUUUAUCGAAUCAUUAGCACGAUUAAAUUAUAUGCUUACAAAAUCUGGUUCAGAUGUAACUGUUGUUGCAUUCCUUAUUUUUCCGACAGCGACAAAUAAUUUUAAUGUUGAAUCUUUACGUGGUCAAUCUAUUGCUAAAAUGUUUCGAGAUACAGUAAGCAAUAUACAAGCGGAUAUUGGCAAACGACUUUAUGAAAUUAGUCUGAAAGGUCAGCUUCCAACUGCCGAACAAAUUUUGUAUACAAGCGAUUUAAUAGAAUUAAAAAAAUGUAUUUAUGGUUCACAGCGUUCAGCCUUGCCACCAAUAUGUACACACAAUGUAUGUGAUGAUGUUAAUGAUCCAGUAUUGAAUGCAUUGCGUCGUUGUCAUUUAUUUAAUGCACGUUCCGAUCGUGUUAAAGUUAUAUUUCAUCCAGAAUUUGUACGUUCAACAAGUCCGUUAUUACCACUUGAUUAUGAUGAAUUUGUACGUGGCUGUCAUUUGGGUGUAUUUCCAUCCUAUUAUGAACCAUGGGGUUAUACACCAGCUGAAUGCACUGUUAUGGGAGUACCGAAUAUUUCAACAAAUUUAAGUGGUUUUGGAUGUUUUAUGGAAGAACAUGUUACUGAACAUCAAACAUAUGGAAUUUAUGUUAUUGAUAGAAGACACCAAAGUGCUAAUGAUUCAUGCCAACAGCUUGCACAAUAUAUGUAUGAUUUUUCAUUAUUAACAAGACGACAACGUAUUAUUUUACGUAAUCGUACAGAACGAUUAAGCGAAUUACUUGACUGGAAUAUAUUAGGCAUUUAUUACUAUCGUGCUCAUCAAUUGGCAUUAGCAAGAAUACAUCCUGAAUUCGAAGAAGAAUUAAUGAAAUUGUCAAGUGAACCAUCAUCAUCAACAGCAUCAACCCCAGCUGUAUCUCGUUCAUCGACACCAGCACCACCUGAACACGACGAUGAUGGAAGUGAGGACGAAGAUGAACAUCAGCAAAUACAACUGCCACCAUCACAAGUUUCAUCGCAAAAAAUUCCACAGAAAGAAUUGCCUUCAUCAGAUUCAUCAUAUAAACCUUCGUUUCCACGUGCAGCAUCAGCUGGUAAACUUCCUUUCGAUAAACAACUUCGUGCAGCUGCUGUUGCUGCUGCUAAUACCGCAGCGGCAAAUGAACCAACAAUGACCGAUGCAUUUGAUGAUGAAAUAUAUCAAAUUACACUUGGAGCAAAAAAUCAAUUAAAUUUAGCAUCUGCAAGCCACACAAUACGGCAUGAUGAUCAAAUUGAUUUUGGUCUAUCCGAUACUGGUGACUUCGUUGAUCUAGAUGAUCAUAACAAGCAAGAAGUUACUGAAAAAAAGAAAGCAUCAGCAUUCACAUCAACCGAUUCGACUAAAUCGAAUGCAUUGCAAGCAAUGGUAACUUCGGAAGAUACAGGAUUAUCAUCGAACUCAAAAGAUCAGUCGAAUGAUAAAUGA
Rotaria socialis is the source of this 2508-nucleotide messenger RNA. Lineage: Eukaryota; Metazoa; Rotifera; Eurotatoria; Philodinida; Philodinidae. The record is from the annotation of a GenBank genome assembly.